Molecule: messenger RNA, 1214 nt
Organism: Corylus avellana
Lineage: Eukaryota; Viridiplantae; Streptophyta; Magnoliopsida; Fagales; Betulaceae
Product: ADP-ribosylation factor 1
Molecular function (GO): GTP binding; GTPase activity
Source: RefSeq, a predicted model, not a curated record
AUCAUGCAUAUUCUUUUACUCGCCCAACUUGUCCACUGACUUGGACACUUAUCUAUCCCAACGGUACAAAGAAUGUAUGCCAAACGACAAUAGGGGAACCACCGAAAGCUAAACAAAGCUACAGUGCUUUAUUCCUCUCUAAUCUUCACGCGAAUCCUGUUCUCUUUCCACUUUAUGCCUCGGUCCACGUAUGAUUCUUGAUGAUUACUUAAGACACAAGCAUAUAUUUUUUAUUUUGCUUCCCUUUGCUUCUCAGCCAAUUUGAAGGCCUAACUUGUAUUUCCUCCUCACAAGCUUCUGUUGAGAGGCAGCAAUGGGUUUGGCAAUUUCUCGAUUCGUGAAGAUGCUUUUUGCAAGGAAAGAAAUGAGGAUUCUGAUGGUAGGUCUUGAUGCUGCAGGAAAAACCACCAUCCUCUACAAGCUGAAACUCGGAGAAAUUGUUACCACCAUACCCACUAUUGGGUUCAAUGUGGAAACUGUUGAAUACAAAAAUGUUAGCUUCACCGUCUGGGAUGUUGGAGGGCAAGACAAGAUUCGACCAUUAUGGAGACACUACUUUCAGAACACCCAGGGUCUUAUCUUUGUGGUGGAUAGUAAUGACAGAGAAAGAAUCUCAGAAGCCAGAGAUGAGCUCCAUCGGAUGCUUAGUGAGGAUGAGCUGCGUGAUGCAACUUUGCUAGUGUUUGCCAAUAAGCAAGACCUUCCAAAUGCUAUGAGUGUCUCUGAAAUCACAGAUAAACUAGGCCUGCAUUCACUCCGUCAGCGCCGAUGGUACAUACAAGCUACAACUGCCACUUCUGGCCAAGGGCUUUAUGAAGGUCUUGAUUGGCUAUCCAGCAACAUCACUAGCAAGGCAUAACUUGAGAAGCUUGAUGCAGCUUGUUUUAGAGCCAUUGCCAUAUCAAUCCAGAGAGUCUGCAACUAAAACUUGUGACUUUUACAAGUGAAAAGCAUGAACAUGAACUCUACAUACGUGUGUAAUUUUUGAAUAACUAUGGUAAUAUCAAACUACUAUACGAUUUGGUGUGAUACCUCUCAUUGUAAGUAACAAAAAUUGGAACAGGAUCCGUUCCAUUUCAAAAUCAUAUUACGAUUCAGAUUUUAUUUUGUUGUAUUUAACCUACUUUUGCGGCAAUGUCGCAUUUAAUAAGUUCUAUGGGUGCUUUGUGUGUGUGUCGGAAACUCCUAAGACAAAUGUUCAGUUCUUGUUAAAU